AUGCGUGAGUUUCCGUUGACAACCAUGAGCCUGAAGCCAUUCAUGCGAGAGUUUCUGCUGCUCCACUUGUACCCGCUCCUGCGCCACUUUGGCAUUCUUCUGCUGGGCUCACCCGGCGUUGGCAAGACCCCUUUUGUCAUUGUGCUGGCGAUGGCACUUGGCAGGUAUCACCUUCGUCGCAAUGGCUGUGAAGGCCUCCAGCCAGGAUGGCGUCGUGCCAAAUCUCUUGACAACUUCAGACAUCGGGCUCCCAUGGUGCACGAAGCUUUGUUCCUCGACGACCCGUGUCGAUCCAAAGUCAACAUUGCAGACUUGAAGAGUUUCAUGAAUACAGAUGAGGAUGGCACUGUGGAUGCCCGUUACAAUGAUUCCCGUAUGGUGCGCAAUCAGCUGCGAGCAUUUGCCUCGAAUGACCUGCCGGACCAGGUUAUUGGCCUCCAGACGCAAGUGCAGCCCGGGGAGGCCCAGCACUUGCGAUACCAGAAGCACGCUGAAGCCGCGCUGCAGAAAGGCGCGGAGUCGGAUAGUUAG
Messenger RNA from Durusdinium trenchii, 531 nucleotides. The record is from the annotation of a GenBank genome assembly. Lineage: Eukaryota; Dinophyceae; Suessiales; Symbiodiniaceae.